Messenger RNA from Nicotiana tabacum (common tobacco), 2315 nucleotides. RefSeq lists its product as uncharacterized. Gene Ontology annotation, molecular function: DNA binding. NCBI's taxonomy places the organism in Eukaryota, Viridiplantae, Streptophyta, Magnoliopsida, Solanales, Solanaceae. The record is from RefSeq and is a predicted model, not a curated record.
AAAUUAAAGAGAGGAGAGAACAGACUAUUAGCAGUAAAACCAAAACAAAGAAAAAGGAGUAGAAAGAUAGGAUUAAAGAAUCAUCGUAAAGAACGUUUGGUUUGCCUCGAAUUGCAAGUUUUGAAACCGAACAAAGUUUGGCAAACACGUGGUUGUGCAAUGCUAUUUGUCCGAUUCUCCAUCCCCUAACCCCAACCCCACCUCCCUCCCCCAUUAUGUCCCCAUUUCCUCUACUCAUCACUUUAUACUCUGUUUGAGUCAAAGAAAGAGUAGACAUGACACAUAGUGGAGUCCUGCAGCCUUCACUCUAGCCAUAUUCACACUUUCCAAAAGGGGUUGGAGGGUUCUUGACUUUUCAUAACAAGUAAAAAAGAAGGCAUCUUUAUUUUGUUUUGUUUUGUUUUCUUUUGUUGUUGGGGUUCUACUUGGAGAUUGAAUUAAAAUUAGUUGGGUAAGUGGUUAAUUUAGGUGGGAUUGUGAGAUGGGAAAGAAAAGGUCUUUGCCUGAUUGGCUUCCUGCUGGAUGGAAGGUGGAAUUCAGAAAAGGAAAGAAAGAGAAGUGGUAUAGCGAUCCCUCAAAAGGACUCAAAUUCUGCUCUAAGGCGGACGUUCUUCACUAUCUCAGCAGUGUUGGCAGUAACUGUUUUAAGAGUUCUAGUACGAAGGAGAUAGAGAAGAAAGACACUGGAAAGGUUGUAACUGAGAAGGCUACAUCAGAAGGGUUACCACCAGGAUGGAUUAAGGAAGUGAGGGUCAGGAGAAAGGGGCACAAAAUCAAGAAAGAUCCGUAUUAUACUGACCCUGUCAGUGGACACACUUUCCGCUCUAUGAAGGAAGUUUCUCGGUUCCUUGAAACUAGAGAGUCAGGAAGAUUUGAAUCCAAGUCCAGGGAUCAGUGUCCUGGCACUUCAGAACUGGGAGAACCUUUUUCAACUUUGACUGCUGAAGCUGACAAGCAUACAUCGCUAGACAGCGAUGCAUCUGGCAAGGAAGUUAAUUCGAAUCAGAAGCUGAAGUUGGGUGCUGAACAUAUGGGGCAUUCCAGUUGUGUAGUAGGCAGUAUAUCAUCCUUUGAAGGUUUAGGAGGUGGUGUACCAGAGAACGCGGAUGAGGAGGAUGAUGGUAAAGUUGUUUCAGAUCCCGUAAGUGGACAAGAACAAGAAAAGGAGAAUGAUGGUAAAUUUGUUUCAAAUCCUGUAAGUGGAGAAAAUCAAGAAAAGCCAUCACGAGAUGUUGUGGAAAAGCAUGACCAGAAAACAAUCCCGCGUAAACGAAAAAAGGGUAUGAACUUGCCUCGCAGAAAAUCAAAACGGCUUGCUGGUAUUAAAGCUGAUACAUCUCUUCAGCUCCGAACAAAUAAUCAAGCCCAUCUAGCUACAGUAAGACAGGAGGAGGAGACACAAGCUGCCAUCACUGAUAACCCUGUGAAUUUUAUUGAUACCAGUAAGCAUGUUGCAACGGCAUUAACCGGUAUUACCAUCAAUAAGAAGAUAGAAAUUGGGAGUGUGACCAGCAAAGGGCAACAAGACAUUGUUACUUUACCACUAAAGGAGCGAGAACUACCUUCUCCAGCCGAACCUGCAAAAACUAACCUUGGUAGCUGCAAAGGUGAUAAGAAAGGUGAAACAGCUCUCGAGUCAUCUUUAAGUGACAUUUGGACGGAUCCAUGCAUAGAAUUUGCAAUAAAAACUCUAACUGGCACAAUUCCGGUCAUAAAUGAAAAGAAAGUGGAUAAGAUCCCAGGUUCUAGUCCGAGCAUGUCUUCUGUUAAUACUCCUUGCACUGUGGGUUUACCUUCUGAUGAAAUAUGGGCAGAUCCUUGCUUCAUGUUCGCGGUCAAGACUCUUACUGGUGAAAUACCAAUAGGGGACGAAUUAUGCUCUCAGAAGAUAGUACAGCAGCAAUUCACUUCAUCACAGUUCCAAGGAAAUAAUGGCUUAGUAUUACCAAACAUUAGAUUUGAAGAGUUUGGCAAGGCCAAUCUUUCACAUAUGGGGGCACCUGAAAAGGCUUUGUACAAGCAACAGCCUGCAGUAGCAGCCCCCAACGCAUAUCAAAAUUGUUGGUUUACAAAAUUUGGUCCUCGUCGGCCUUCACCACUUUGCUGAAAUAGACUAUUAUAGAUUGUAACUUUAGGAAGUUCAACCUAGCUUGUAGUAGUGUUGUAAUUUGUAACACAGUGCAUAAGUCUGUGAACUCAAAAUUUUAAGGCAGCUAGAGCUGCAGUAAAAACUAUGUAAAAAAAUUAUUCACGGCCGGAGUGCCUGUUUCCUGUGUAUUUUUCUUGAUUGGGAACACUUGUCGCUAGUUCGAGUA